This is a messenger RNA of Chanos chanos (milkfish), 1403 nucleotides long. It is a transcript of the gene trnau1apb, whose product is annotated as tRNA selenocysteine 1 associated protein 1b. Gene Ontology annotation, molecular function: RNA binding. The record is from RefSeq and is a predicted model, not a curated record. The transcript is spliced from 9 exons. Lineage: Eukaryota; Metazoa; Chordata; Actinopteri; Gonorynchiformes; Chanidae. Bases 188 to 1150 code for a protein of 320 amino acids.
GUCAGAGGAAGGCGAAAACUACUGCGCAAGUGUGUUACGUGUAACAAGGAAGUGGCCAUUAUCUCACUAUAUACACAGGAACGCUCGAAAGCAAGAUACGCAGGCGACGUGCGAUUGCUGUUUUAAGCUUCUUAGAUCUGAACAUUAAAUCAGUUGCUUGUUUAGGUGGUAACAUUUUAUCGUCAAUAUGUUUAAUCGAAUGACAAGCCUGUGGAUGGGUGACCUGGACCCAUAUAUGGACGAAAAUUUCAUCAAGCAAGCUUUCAGCACCAUGGGGGAGACGGCAUAUGGUGUUAAAAUUAUAAAUCAUCGGCUAUCAGGAGGAUCUGCUGGAUAUUGCUUUGUGGAGUUGGCAGACGAGGCCAGCGUUGAUCGUUGUGUUCAUAGACUGAAUGGGAAGCUGGUCCCGGGAUCAAAUCCACCGAGGAAGUUCAAGCUGAAUUAUGCAACGUAUGGGAAAAGGCCGGAGAGUGGGCCCGAGUUCUCUGUCUUUGUCGGAGAUCUUACUUCAGAAGUGGACGACUAUCAGCUCCAUCAGUUCUUCUUGAAAAAAUACCCUUCAUGCAAAGGGGCCAAAGUGGUCACAGAUCCAUAUGGGAACUCAAAAGGUUACGGCUUCGUGAAGUUUGGUGAUGAAAGUGAACAGAAGAAAGCCCUGGAAGAGUUUCAGAAUGCCUCAGGCCUAGGAGGAAAACCCAUCAGAAUUAGCAUCGCCAUAAACAAGAGCAACAAAACUAACAAUUACCACAACCAGAACCACAACUACAACAACUACCAACAGCAAUACUACCAGCAAUCCUACAACAACUACUACCCUCAGUGGGGUUAUGAUCAGUACAACAAUUACAACUAUGGCUAUAACCCCUACACUACACCACCUCCAGUUCCACAUGGGAUGAUGGGACCACCUCCACCUAUGGGUAUGCCUCCCAUGCCCUCUGACAUGCAGAUGUCCACAGAGCAGCCACAGGAAUCCACGGAGGAAGCAGAAGAGGAGAACGUAGAAGACCCAAACCCCCCCGUUGACGUGGAAGCACUGAAUAAGCAGUACAUGGAGAGGAGUGAGGAGCUGUAUGAUUCACUUAUGAGUUGCCACUGGCAGCCAUUGGAUAGCGUCACAUCUGAAAUACCAGCAGUGAAUGGCUCAUGAUUACCUUGUAUCAAACCCAGUCCCCUUAACAACACCCCCAUCCUCUCUGAAACAUGCCUUUUUAGUACAACCGUUAACAGCUUCUCAGAUAGUUGUUUUCAUUUUCUUUUUUAACCAGUCAAUUCUCUUGGAUUUGCAAAUUUGCUUGUUUAUAGACUUACCGAUGUUUAUACUGUCCUCUGCCUUCCUCAGGAGGCAGGAGCACACAUGUUGAUUUUUGUGGUACAAAUUAAAGCUUUAUUUUAAAAGGCAA